This is a messenger RNA of Cherax quadricarinatus, 396 nucleotides long. Lineage: Eukaryota; Metazoa; Arthropoda; Malacostraca; Decapoda; Parastacidae. The record is from RefSeq and is a predicted model, not a curated record.
UUUCCUACAUGUUUCAGGCUACAGGAGCGAGCUCUGAGUCCAUCCCUGGUAGGCUACCCUCCGGUAACUAAUGUUGCCACUCCUCCAGCAGUACUUGCUGCACAGGUGCCACCCCAGGGAGUCACAGUGGCACCAGUUGCUGGCCCUGGACCAUCACCAAACCCGCUGGGACCAGGAGCUGCAAUCCCUUCUCCAGUACCGGUAUCGGUGGGUUCUCCUGCACCUCCACAGGCUGCCCAAGUGCAAGUAGGGAUGGUGAGACCCGGUUCUGUUACCCAAAUUGUGGUUAAUCCUACCCCCAGCAACCAGCCUAUCAACAUUCCUAACUUGCAGCCAAAUGUUGUACCAGGUGAGCUACUACUGUUGUCUGCACUCUGCUGAGAAAUUUAUUGUGUA